Cercocebus atys (sooty mangabey) is the source of this 6989-nucleotide messenger RNA. RefSeq names its product tubulin folding cofactor E-like (gene TBCEL). Bases 2053 to 3327 code for a protein of 424 amino acids. The record is from RefSeq and is a predicted model, not a curated record. Gene Ontology annotation, molecular function: alpha-tubulin binding. Lineage: Eukaryota; Metazoa; Chordata; Mammalia; Primates; Cercopithecidae. Gene Ontology annotation, biological process: protein folding. The transcript has 9 exons.
UGUUUAUCCAUUUAUCUACCUUUUGACUAUUGUAAAUAAUACUGCUAUGAACAUUGGUGUACAAAUAGGUUUUGACUCUUGCUUUUGAUUCUUGGGUAGAUUCCCAGAAGGGGAAUUGCUGGGUCAUAUAGUAAUUCUAUGCUUAAGUUUUUGAGGAACAAUCGUAUUUUCCACACCAGUUGUACCAUUUACAUUCCUACCAGCAGUGCACAUAUAUUCAUCUUGAGUUACUGAGCAGCACCUAUUGUUCUGAAGUAUGGCAUAAAUUAUUAACUCUUGCAUAUGAGUUGUAUAGUAUGGGUACAAAAAUCAUAUAUUCAGUAUUAAAUCUUUUGUGGUUGUGGUUUUUGCUGAAUAAUUUAACUUGCAGUGGCAAAUAUGUCUGACUGCAACAUGAUGGCACCUCUUUUGGAUCUCCGUGGAGUAGAUAAAAUUAUGUAUUCUAGCUGUAGCUAUGAAGAAUUUUUGUUUCUAAAGUACUUUGAUUUCAGAGUUUAUUAAUAAACCUACUUUUCAUAUUACAUAAAAUAUAUUUGGUAUGCACAAUCAAAAGUGAUUAGAAAACCUACUGAUUAGCACAUUUAUGGGGUGUCAGUUAUAUGCAAGGUUCCAGUAUAUGAUAGAUGCAAAGAACCAUUAGGAUAUGGUUAUUACUCUCAAGAGCUGUACACUUUGAAGACACAAGACAAACACAUGAAAGUUACAUACCUACACAUGAAAAAUAAGGGUAUAUUAUUUAAAAUGAAAAGAUGACAUGCCAGUAUGUGAUUAAUCGCCCACUGAGUAUUUGGAGGCAAGAUUAACAUGAGCUUAGCUCAAAGGAAAUAUCACUAUCGGGAGAGGUAUCUGAAAAUGCUUCAUCUCUAAAGUAUAUUUUGAGUAGUGUUUUGAAGGAUGCAUAAAAUUCAGAUAGGUGGAGAGGUAAGGGCAAGCUCUUCCAAUUAAGGAGGAAUAGCAUAAAUGUCAGACAUUUUUACUGUGCCAACUCAUUAAUUGACAUUAAUUUAGCAUAGUCCUUGGACCUAAAAAUUAGAUUAAAUCUAUUGAACAAAAAUUGCAAGUUAGUCCUCCAGCUCUACAUUCUGUUCAUGCUACCAUGUUCACUGAAUGGUGAUGGUAGUAGUAAUAGUGGUAGCAGGAGAAGUAACAGUUAGCUAAUAUUUGUUAAGUGCUUUCUAUGUGCCAGGCACUUUGCUAACCACCCUUUACCAAUAUUAUCUCCAUUCAUUCUUUGGUAAUCCUAUGAGCUAGGAGUUGCGGGCUACUAUCCCUUCCUGUGAAUGAAGAAGGGUAGACUUAGAGAACUUAAGUAACUUGCCCACAGUUGCACAGAGUAGUGGAAUCAGUCAGGAUUUACAUCCCCAGGGAGUUUAGUUUUAGAACCAGCACUUAUUACCACUGGUCAAUAUUGCCAUAGCACUAAACGUAGGAGGGGCUAGUGAAAAAAAAAAUGUGGAUUUUUUUUUUUUUUUUAAUGACCUGCAAACUUUUGCAAAAAAAAAAUGUGAUUUUUUUUUUAACAUUCUGGCAAUCCCUGGUUAUUAGUCAGGGUGGUUUGUAAACUGCUCUGAAAAGCUGUAGAGUGAUGAACUGGUGGUCUGUUCCUAAUGAGGCUUUUCCUUAACAGGAUGGCUUCUGUAGCUGCUGAAGAGCACGGAUAAUGGGGGUAAUCUGUUCUGUGAACAGCUAAGUAAUGACCUUAAACUUGUGUGUUCACAGCGGAAAGAAAACAUGCAUAUACAAUUUUCUUCUGAUGAAACCUAAUGUAUUCAAAAAAAAGAAUCUUGUUUUUUGGAAGGAUGGAAAAGUUGGGAAUAAUUUUUUCCCCUUUGAUGAUUAGACCAGUACUGUUGCUUAAUUUUUUGGCUCAGUUACUUUGAUGUGGUUACAAGAGGAAUUUUGGCUGUAAUGGAUUUCAUACAUUUUUAAUGUCUAAUUUAAUAGGGAUAUAGACAGUUGGUUUAAACCAACAUUUUUGGAUGAGGAGAGGCUAUGGAAAUGAAGAAAGAAGUGUUUAGAAAUAUCACACAAACAGCAUUUUAAGAAAGAAAGAUGGAUCAGCCUAGUGGAAGAAGUUUCAUGCAAGUAUUAUGUGAAAAAUACAGUCCUGAAAAUUUUCCUUAUCGCCGUGGCCCAGGGAUGGGAGUCCAUGUCCCAGCCACACCUCAGGGCUCUCCUAUGAAAGAUCGCCUCAACCUCCCAAGUGUACUAGUGUUGAACAGCUGUGGAAUAACCUGUGCAGGAGAUGAGAAAGAAAUUGCUGCCUUCUGUGCUCAUGUGUCGGAACUAGAUCUGUCUGACAACAAACUCGAAGACUGGCAUGAGGUCAGUAAAAUUGUGUCAAAUGUUCCUCAGUUGGAGUUUCUAAACCUGAGUUCCAACCCUCUGAAUUUGUCGGUUUUAGAAAGAACAUGUGCUGGGUCCUUCUCUGGGGUUCGCAAACUUGUCCUCAACAACAGCAAAGCUUCUUGGGAGACAGUCCACACGAUACUGCAGGAGUUACCAGAUUUGGAGGAGCUCUUCCUGUGCCUUAAUGACUAUGAAACAGUGUCUUGUCCUUCUAUUUGCUGUCAUUCUCUUAAGCUACUACAUAUAACAGACAAUAACCUCCAAGACUGGACUGAAAUACGAAAGUUAGGAGUUAUGUUUCCUUCACUGGAUACCCUCGUCCUGGCCAACAAUCAUUUGAAUGCUAUUGAGGAGCCUGAUGAUUCAUUGGCCAGGUUGUUUCCUAAUCUUCGAUCCAUCAGCCUCCACAAGUCAGGUUUGCAGUCCUGGGAAGACAUUGAUAAGCUAAAUUCAUUUCCCAAACUGGAAGAAGUGAGAUUGUUAGGAAUUCCUCUUCUGCAGCCUUAUACCACUGAGGAGCGAAGGAAAUUGGUAAUAGCCAGAUUGCCAUCAGUAUCCAAACUUAAUGGCAGCGUUGUUACUGAUGGUGAACGAGAAGAUUCUGAGAGAUUUUUUAUUCGUUACUAUGUGGAUGUUCCACAGGAAGAAGUGCCAUUCAGGUAUCAUGAACUGAUCACAAAAUAUGGGAAGUUGGAGCCUUUGGCAGAAGUGGACCUAAGACCCCAGAGCAGUGCAAAAGUAGAAGUCCACUUUAACGAUCAGGUGGAAGAAAUGAGCAUUCGUCUGGACCAAACAGUUGCAGAACUAAAGAAACAGUUAAAAACUCUGGUACAGUUACCCACAAGCAACAUGCUUCUCUACUAUUUUGACCAUGAAGCACCCUUUGGCCCAGAGGAAAUGAAGUACAGCUCUCGGGCAUUGCAUUCUUUUGGCAUUAGGGAUGGAGAUAAAAUUUACGUGGAAUCCAAAACAAAAUAACCUCUACCAGCCUUGUGAAAACGUACACAUAAGGACUUGUUGCAGGGCAUUUGUUUUUAAUGUGGUUUUCUUUAGGAGGGAGGAGGUUGUUUUUGUUUUGUUUUGUUCUGUUUAGGUUUGGGAGGGAUUUUGUAUUUUUUCCCCCCUGGAGUGGGUAGGGGGCCAUUUUUGGUAUUUUCUACCACAGAUUUACUUGGCUCAGCCAGUGGAAUUGGCCACAUUUCCAGUGUAUGUGCCCUCUGUAAGGAAAGAUGACAAAGAAAUCACCGACUUCUUACUGUGUUCACUGGGAUUUGCCUGCCACCUGAUUAUCGUUACUGUUGGGUACACUUGUGAAGAUAACAUGAACAGUGUAGCCUCUUAGAAGGAUCUCCUAGAGAAUUUAAACGGGGGGGACAAGGAAUCUUCACAGGAAGGGCCAGAACUUCUCUCUCCCAGUUCUUCCUUCCGCUACCCUCCCUCCUUGGCUUUUUUGGUUCAGUUCCAUUUUUUUUUCAUUUUGAUGUGUGGUUUACCUAAUAGUUUUGUUCUGUUCAUAAUUCUUAUUUCUCAACCUGGGUGAUGUUUUUGUUCUCAUUUCUCCCUUUUGAAAUAAUUGAAAGUGUUUUAAGCAUUUUUCAACCUGAUUCUAAUCUCAGGUACGCAGUAAGAAGCUAUAACUCUGUUAGAACCUCGAAGAAGAAUAGAUGUAGAGUGAAAACUCCAGGAAAACUUGCAGUUAUUCUGGAAGCACCGGCAGAACAGUCUGAUCUCUUUGUAUGUUACUGACUCACUUUUAAUGUCCCUUGUACGUUAUGUCAGCCAUUAUUUUCAUAACAUGAAAUAUGUCAGAUUCUAGAGUUCUUUUGUUUUUGCUUAUUGAAUGUAUUUUCUCAUGUCUUUCUUUUUCAUUACUUUAAACUAUUGGGAACUGAGGCCUGACUUUAUAAAUAAUUCAGUAGAGUCCUGGAUACGUGCACCAGGAGAGUUGAGAAUUAGCUCGCAAACUAUCUAUGGUGUGUGUGGGGAAUGAAGUUGAGGAAUGUGGGGGAAGAGCUUAUGACUUUCCCACCUGUGUCAUCCAUUCGAAGACCUUACUCUUGCACUUUGCAUUAAAAGUGGGAAACAUUAAUCAAAGGGAGCUUUUAUGCUCAGGUUUUCCCUGGGGCUUUGUGAUGUAAUAAUUGAACAAUUCUUUUGUUUUACAUUUCAAUUUAGUUGCCUCAUAGAAGUAUAACUGCCCAAUCUAUGAGUAAAGUAUAAGUGUCAAAACUUCACAAUUGCCUCCAAGUCAUAUUUUUUGCAGAAGCACAUUUAAAGCACUUUUCUGUAAAAGCUAGUUCCUUACCUACUUGGAAAUCUUUUUGUUUGUUCUUCUAUUCGUUUGUUAAUCAGAUGUAAUCCCUUUCUUUAAUGUGUAUUUUUCUCGGUCCACCAUGUUUAUAGAUGGGAAGCUUGAGAAAUACAAGUGUGUAAGUGAAGUAUUUUUCAAAGAAUGCAAUUAUCUGAUUGCAUUUGACCUUUUGACCUUUGUUACAUAAUUCCACCCCUCCUACAAAUUUAAUUUUUUUAUGAAAUUUUUAGGUGACUCUUGUAAAAUCUUCAUGUAUGAGGAGUUGUGUUUAUUAACGCUACUUUUUAAAUUUUCCUGUGCCAUGUGGCAGAUGUUUAUUCUCUUAAUGCACUUCAGGUUUGUUAUCUGUAAAGCCUUUGACCCAGGCCUACUGAGUCAAAUCUACAUUCAGUGUAACAUUAAAGGUGGAAACCAAAGGGUUUGAGAAAGAUGAAUAAGGCCUAUUCUCCUUCUGCUGCAGACAUUAUCUUUCAAAAUCAUAAAAAUGAGCCAUGGAGAUGCAGGCUGGGUAUAGACAAGAAUAAUUAUUUUGCAAACGCAUUUUCCUGACAGACUUUUGGUAGGAAAAAAGUAUGGCAACAGUGUCAUGAAGAUUGAAACUGUAGGUGCUUUGUGUAUGUAUGCAUGAGUGCAGACGAGUUUGAGAGAGAAACAGUGUAAUUGAGCCCCAAGCUUUUGUCCGCCUGGGAAACAGAUGCAUUCUUAUUUUUUGAAGUUGUAUGACCCUGGACUGUCCCACAGCAGAAGGCAGAACAAACACUUAUGUUAUGCUUUAAUCAUAAGUGGAAUGGUCACAAUUAAUAAGAUAUUUUAUAUAUGGCAAAGUUUUAUGAAAUGCUUUUUUACUAUUAGAGACCUGUUUCUUCUGUUAUUACAGAACACAGUGUUUAUCAACUGCGGGCAUAAUUCUCUUAUUAUACAGUUGCAUGUAAAGGGAGCUUCUCAUUUAAUUCAGCGAAUAUGGGUAUUUUUACGGCAUUGUAAUUGAUGGUUUUAAUAAUUGCUGAAUAAUUUUUGAUUAAGAGAAAAAUGUAAUACAAUUACUGGUCUUUUAGAGUUACAGGACAGAAGUUAAUGCAAAAAGCUAUUUGAGCAUGUGUACUUAUAGAUUCAUUUGGGUGGCUGAGUAAAGAUGCUGCUUUUGAAAUAAAAUUGGUGCUGUGUAGACACUUGUAACCAAAAUUGUUUUUAUAACAGGACUAAAGGAGAGAAGAGACCAUGGACCUUUGAGUUUACAUGUUAUGCCUAAUUGAUUAUCUGCAGCUUAUCUGUAUUUUAAUACUGACUUUGCCCAGAUUCAGGGAGAGCAUAUUAUUGACAUUUUGAGGCAAAAUGCUGUCAUAGCCAGUAUUACUGAUAUGUUGCCACAGGCACAAUGUAUAGAACAUAUCUUUUCUAAAAUAGGAAUUAUUUCCAGUUAUGAAAAAGGAAAAGAGUAAUAAAACCAAAUCAAAGCCAAGGGAUCUUUUCUACAUGUGGGUGAAUGGCUGCUGAAGCCAUUGUAGAAAUCAAUUUUUGAAUUUGAAUUGUUGAAAUAUCCUAGAUUGCUUUAAAGGAAAAAAUCCAGUCAUAUAUCUUUUUUUAUUAUUAAGUUUUUGCAACCUUUUGCCACCAUUGCCAUAAAUACGUAAGAAAGCAGCAGAUAGUAUAAGCCCCUUGUUAUUAAGACCUUUCAGUUAAUAUUAAGGCCAAAAUGUAACUUGAGCUACGUAUAACAGGGCUGAAUGCUACAGUGUUUUUAAAAAUUUCACUUAUUUUUAAAGAAAGGAAAAUUCAGUUCUAACCAGAUGUUCCAGCUGUGUUGCUCAACCAGCAGUGGUAGGAGCAGAGAGCACUUGCACUACGAGCUGAUCACCAUUUGAGGCGUGCAGCUGAUAGCUGUUACUAACGCACAUGUGAGUGUAGCUUGCUGCAUGAAAAUACUAGGCUCUAGGGCAUGUAAAACAUGAAUACAGAAUACUAGAUUGUUCUAAGUAAUGUCAUUUCUGUUUAUGAAUUUGAUUUUUCCCUUCAUUUCAUGUCAAAUUGAAAAUGCAAACAAACUGCUUUCAAGAACACCCAGAAGCUAUCUGUGUUACCAGAUGUGUUGUGAACACUCUACUAUUUUUCAUAGGUGCUUCCUUGAAAUAUAUGUCCAUUGUAGUGGUGGAGAGGGACUGGACUCUCUCAGGCUCUUUACUUGCCAGUUGUCUCCUGCAGUUAAUGGAAAUAUAUAUAUAUAUAUAAAUUAUAUUUUAGAAUAUAAUUUAAACAUGAAGGUCUAUUCUUUGCAUUUUAUAUAUAUAUAUAUAUAGAUAAUCUUUAAAAAAUUAAAAUUCAAGUCCAUUUU